UUGAGGUGAUUUUUCCCACUAAUCGUCUUCUUAGUUCAACAACAGUAUAGAACUUCUACAACACUUAAGAGAAAUCUUUGAAUUUCGCACGUUGAGAGUGAUUUUGUAUCAGAUGAGAGAGACUGAAAGUUUUUUAUAUUCACAUUAAUGAUAAAGUUUUUACAAGAAUCAGCUUAUAUACAUGCUUAAUUUUAAGGGAAAAUUGGAUAAAUAGGACACUUUGAACUUGGAUUUGUCACAUUAGGAUUUCUAGAAGAUAUUUUAGGAAAAUAAGAUUUUAGAUCUUGUAAAAUACCAAAGUACCCUUAAUUUACCAAUUAUGUUGAAUUUAAAUUAUAAAUUAUAAUAAUUUUCGUUUUAAUGUUAAAAUUAAAAUCUAUAAAAAUUAUAAAAAAAAUCGUUUUAAUGUUAAAAGUAAAAUCUAUUAAAAUUAAAAAAAAAACACUAAAUGGGAAAAAGGAGUCGCGGGAUGCCGCAAACCUAAUUCCUUUUCUCCUUGUCUUCUCCGUCGUGAGUCGUCGCUCUCCCACGGCGAUUUAGGGUUCAACGUUGAUAAGCUCUGUUCUUCGUCGGUGUUUCAUCAGCCCGUGGUCUCUACUCUCGUCUCCGUCACCAUCCUUUUCGAUCUCACUGAAGACACAACGGCUGCGAAUCGUUCUUCCUCUUCGUUGGGUCAAAUCGAUUUUUGAAGUGUUCUUCCAUCAAUUUCGCUUCUCAAUCUCACAAUUCUUCACAUAAGGUAUUGGAUUACAUCUAUAGAUUCUCAUAUUAAACGAAAUCGAAGAGUUCUUCCAUUAAAGCUCGAUUUUUUUUAAAAACGAUUUGGCGUGUUUGAACUAACAAUUUUGUCACGGUUUGUAGCUAUGUCUGAGGAGCUACCGAAGAGGCUUUUUAAGGAGGGCGAGGAGCCCCGAGUUACUCAGAUCAACAACAACUGCAGGAUCGACUACAUAAUCCAAAAGUUCCAAGCGUGGCUGCCAAAGGAGUUGGAUGUCGUGAAGAAAGACCCGGUUUUUCAUCAGAUUUUUAAGCUCCACGAGAAUGGUCUUGGAUACUCUGCCAGGGUGAUACACAGCUUCUUGUGUAGGGAGCUGGUGACUUUCUUACAGCACGAGCUAUGGUUUGUCUUUGCGAGGAGACCGCUUCGAUUCUCAUUGCAAGAGUUCCACGCCGUAACCGGGUUUGAAUGCGAUACUCAUAUCUCGCUUGAGGAGUUUGAAGAGUGGAAAUAUGAUGGUGGUUUCUGGAGCAAGGUUUUGAGGAGAAAAGAUGGAACAAUUACACUCUUCAACCUGUGGACUAAGGACAAGGAAGCUGUAAAGAAGUGGAGGAAUGCAGAUCGCAUACGUCUUGUCUACUUGGCGAUCAUUCUUUGUGUGGUAUUGGCGAGAGAUGAGAAGGCUAAUAUCCCCCUGAAGUACAUCGCGGUGGUCAUGGAUCUUGACAGAGUUCGAAGGUAUCCUUGGGGAGUUGCUGCUUAUGACCUUCUCUGCAAAUCAAUAGCCAAAAAUCGUUCCCAACUGAAGGAAAAGACCACUAGCUAUGUCUUGGAUGGCUUCUCAUACGCCUUGCAGAUUUGGGCAAUGGAAGCGGUACCAAAAAUUGGGAAGCUUUGUGGAAAAAAGCUGGAUAAGGGUUUCAAGGACGGUCCUAGAUGCAUAAACUGGAUGGGAGCUGCGAAGGUGUCAUAUGAGGAGAUCAUUCGCUUGGAGGAGAUUAUUACACCCAAGGAUGACAUCUACCCAUACAUCUCAUGGACAGGAAAUUAUGAUGUUGUCAAAGCUCAGGCGUUUCGCAGAGAUGAUGAUGUGGAGGAUGAUAGAAUCAAUGUUCUGAUGGAGAUGAUAAAGAAGGGGCAUGAUUUUAGUGAGCAUGUUUGGGAAACUGAAGAAAAUGAAGUGAUUUCUUUAUCUCUCGAUGACGAAUCAGCUGUGAAUGAUGAAGCAAGCGUGAAUGUUGAAGCAGCCGAGAGUGAUGACGACUUUCAGACUCCGAAAGGAUAAAAAAACGUUGGUUCUAGAUCAAAGAGGGGUAAAAAGAGGCUUCCCGAUCGUGGUAUGGAGAAGAGAAAGCAUAAGGUUCUCGCAAGUGGUGCAAAGCAAGCUCCUUUUAAUGAAGACAUGAAGGCUUUUAUGACACAGUUGUUUGAGCACAACUUCUCUGGAAUGGAACAAAGGAUACAGAAACAGAUGGCCGAGACAUUUGAGCAGAUGCGGACAGAGCUUAAACAAUCACGUAAGGAAGCCAGCGUUGAAGUUGAGCUUGGAGAGCCUUCACCGACAAAGCCAUCGACGAGCCAGGCACCGUUGAGGAGGUCCACACGCGGGGUAAACAAACACUAGUCUUCACCAUCCUCUUCAAUGUUAUUUUGUCUUGUUUAAGUUCGUGGUUUGCGUGUCUGUUUGUUUUAUUGGCAUCUAAGUUAUCGGCCUGAAUUUUGUUGUACUUUAUAAGGUCUCGGUUUGUAUGUGUGCUUGGUGUGUAAGUGUCCUUGGUUUGUAAGUGUCUUGUUUGAACUUAUGUAAUGGUCUGGAACUUUUAUGUAAAAUAAUUAUGUAAUGAUAAUGUAUUUUGGUGUCUCAAUUAUUGCUUAUUUGUCGUGACAUAACAGGAUGGUUCCGAGACUACAUUCGAUGUGAAUUAUAGUGAAGCAGAUGAUAUGGGUCGCGGGAUAGGUACGCAAGGGGUUGAAGGGCUUUCUCAGACGUCGUAUGUGCCAGGCUUUGAUCCAUCUCAGGACAAAAAAGAAGAAGACUGGUGGACUCCAAUGACUUCGGUCCGAGGUUCAGUGGAUAAUCCAGUAAAGAAAGAAAAGACAGAGAUGAAUACAGCUCCACCGCCGUCACAGUGGGAGAAAUGGUGCAAAAGAAAAGGUCAUGGACUUCAGCUUAGCGAUUCACCAUUGCCAGAAGAUGCUUCUCCGCAGGCGUCACUUUAUUAUAUCUCCGAAGAGUCAUGGAAAGGAUUCACGGAAUGGGCAUUAAAGCCUAUACCUUUAACAAUUGGUCCUACAUGCUUUAAUUUGUCUGUAGCUACAAGAGUAGUAAGUGCUGGAAAAUGGCUUGGAAACGAGGUAAUGAAUCUUGUACUAACCUUUAGUGAAUUUAUCUUCCUAAUACUUCUUAUAUGCUAUAUUACUUAACUUUCAUUGUAAAUUUUUAGGAGAUGGAUGCGGUUAUGUUUAUAUGGCGUGUGAACACUACAUUGAAUCGUUGGGCCCCUCGCCGUGUUGCUUUCAUGAGUGCUAUGUUUUGCCUCCAAGUAGACGCUGCAUACAAGAAGUUUUUACCAAACAAAAAAGCCUAUCAAUUGCCUGAUUUCCUUCUUGGGUACGGCAGAGGAGAGCUUCCAUCUCAUGGGCAGACUGAUCUAGUUUGGGGUGUUGAUGUUGAUCGACUCUACUUUCCUCUGUUUGUAAAUGGUAACCAUUCAGUUCUUUUUACAUCCUAGUAUACAUUUCUUCGUUUACAUAUUUUUGUGGACUCGAACGCAGGUAAUCACUGGGUUGGUGUCUGUGUAAACAUCAUUGAAAGAAAAGUGGAAGUCUUUGAUUGCGGUCGGGGAAAGAACAGACAGUACGUUGAGAAGUUUGCUGCUAUCAUUCCUAGGAUAGUGAAGUCCGUUGCACCACAAGAAAGACAGAAGCAGCUACUCCUCUCAUCAUAUUCUAUCGUGGAUGUGCCUAUGAAGUUGAGAUUGAACAAAAGUUGUUGUGAUUGCGGUGCAUACGCUCUGAAGCACUUGGAAUGCUCGCUGCUUGGUCUUGACGUCAGUUUAGUGGAUGAUGAAAUCAUUAUGGGUUGUAGACAGAAGAUUGGAGUGGACUUAUGGGAGGCUGCACACGACCCCAUCUUUGCUGAGGUUAUGACACGAUAUGUGCCUUCACCAUGGGAGAGGUCUGAGGUCUUUGACCUCGAGGAUGAUUGAUUAACUGUGAUUUUAGUAGUUUGGUUUGUUAGAAUUAGAAAACAACUUUGGCUUUGGUAUUUGAUUUGAAUUAAGAAACAACUCUAGAUUUGAUUUUGUAUAAAUUAUGAAACAACCCUAUAAAGAAUUGUGUGCUACAAAAUCAUAAAACCUGAGGACCCAAACCCUAAACAAACCCUUAACUAAAACCAUAACCAUAGACAUACCCUAACCAAACCCUAAAACCAUAAUACAAUAAUGAUUCUUAAUCAUACCCUAAACAAACCCUAAAUCCGUAAUUCAUAGUCAAACCCUUAACCCUAAACAAACUCUAAAACCAUAACCGUAGACAUACUCUAACCAAACCCUUAACUAAAACCAAAGUACAAAUUAAUCCAACGCCUCAAACACACACCUAUUUAUUGAUUAUUGUACAUUGGUCACUAUCUAAGUACGUCCGUCCACUAUGUUUGAUAGAUGUUUAAACACUAAUUUAGAGGGUUCAAAGACAAAGUUCUUGUGGUGUUAUCGAUAAAUUUAGUGACUUUUUUUCUGCUCUGCCUUAGCUAGAAUACGCGUUAUGGGAGUAUGAAACGACGUAGUUUUGGUUAUUUUUUUGACCUAAUCACUUUUCUUCCUCAUUCUUCCUCGACAGAGAGAUUGCAGCGGCGAAAAGUUGGAGAUCGACUCCCUCAUGUCUUCAGUAAAUUCUUCAUCCACUACAAGAGAUCGCCUCGCGAAACAACGGGGAAUUCCCACAAGAUGCAAUUGCGGUGAGGCAGUGAAUCGUUUCACUUCAAAAACAAUUCAAAAUCCGGGAAGAUUAUUUCAUUGUUGUCCUUUGGGAUCUCAGAAGGUUAGUCGUGUUAUCAUAUAACUGUCUCCUUGUUGUCCGAUGAGAGUAGAAUUAGUCAAUCUAAUUGUGUAUUGGAUGUUACUGAUGAAGGACAAAACCCACUUGUUCAAAUGGACUGACAAGUCAGUUGUUGAGGAGAUUGAAGACUUCCAAGACCUGUUUGACGUGUUACUCGUUGACAAUUCCGAGUUUCAGAAAUCAGUGAGAGCUGGUGAGGCCAUGAUGACACGCCAUGAGAGUAGAAUUCAAGAGAUGGAAGAUGCAAUGUGCCAUUACGAAGAGAAGACCUCGGAAUGCAUUAGGGAACUAAGGGGCAUAAAAGCUUUGUUUGUGUGUUGUUUGGUGAUGGUCUUCUUGUACCAUAUCUAUGCAUGAUGUUCAACAAAGGCAGCGACUUCGCGCACAACUACUUUUAUGUGCUUCCUCAACUUGUUGUUUCUUUUUUUCAAAGAAGUUAAGACCAUGUUUCUUGUUAUUUCGAGGUGAUCAUCAUCUACUGAAACGAAUUAUUUUGCAAAUACUUUGGUUGUUACUAGAAUAAAUCGAUUUGUCUCUAUAGUUUAGCAAAUACCAAAUUGUCAAAUAGGUUUU
This is a messenger RNA of Brassica napus (rape), 5353 nucleotides long. RefSeq lists its product as uncharacterized. The record is from RefSeq and is a predicted model, not a curated record. Bases 864 to 2003 code for a protein of 379 amino acids. NCBI's taxonomy places the organism in Eukaryota, Viridiplantae, Streptophyta, Magnoliopsida, Brassicales, Brassicaceae. The transcript has 2 exons.